Esox lucius (northern pike) is the source of this 3019-nucleotide messenger RNA. It is a transcript of the gene srpra, whose product is annotated as SRP receptor subunit alpha. Gene Ontology annotation, biological process: SRP-dependent cotranslational protein targeting to membrane. The coding region runs from base 234 to 2189 and encodes 651 amino acids. Lineage: Eukaryota; Metazoa; Chordata; Actinopteri; Esociformes; Esocidae. The record is from RefSeq and is a predicted model, not a curated record. The transcript is spliced from 14 exons. Gene Ontology annotation, cellular component: signal recognition particle receptor complex; endoplasmic reticulum membrane. Gene Ontology annotation, molecular function: ATP hydrolysis activity; GTP binding; GTPase activity.
CUAUGCAACUGACGUGUCUAAAACAGUUUUAGAAGAGGUAACAUUAGCCAAAUAGCUACAGUAGCUUGAAUUAGGAGGAAAUGAUAUUGUAUAUCUAAUUACAUUUCCUGCAGGAGUUGGAAGGAAGUUAAAACAUUUAUCGAAUAAUUAACUUAUAGUGUUUUCUUUUCCAUUUACACUUUUAUUAGUGCUUGUUUUCUUUAUCGUAAUAAUCUUGUGAAAGAAGUGGCAAGAUGCUGGAUUUCUUCACCAUCUUUAGUAAAGGGGGCAUAGUGUUGUGGUGUUUUCAAGGAGCCGGGGUUACAGAAUCUUUCACCGGGCCUGUCAACGCACUGAUCCGCUCAGUAAUCUUGCAGGAACGCAGUGGCAACAAUUCCUAUACUCAUGACGCCUUGAAUCUUAAGUACAAACUCGAUAAUGAGUUUGAGCUUGUUUUUGUGGUGGGUUUUCAAAAAAUCCUGACGCUGACGUAUGUUGACAAGUUCAUAGAUGACGUGCAGCUCCACUUCAGGGAUCGUUAUAAGAAUGAACUGGAGCAAAAGGGUGCCCUUACACUACUGAACAGCAAUUUUGCAUUUGAGGAUGACUUUAACAUGCUUCUUCGUGAGGCAGAGGAGAGCAGCAAAGCUCGAGGUCCCAACUCCAUGAGGAGCUUCAAUGAGUCCCUGAAAUCCCAAAAAACAGUGAAGUCUAUGAUCGAGACGAAAGGAGGAGAUAAGGGAAAGGAACAAGGUGGCAAGAAGAAUAAGAAUGCCAAAAAAGAGGCUCCUGCAGCUGAGCCUGUAAAGGGGGAACAAGCCAAGCCUCUGGCCUGUGCCCAGAAGACAGUGGAGAAUGGUAACCAGGGCUUGACCCAGGAGGAGAUCAUUCAGAAGAAGAGAGAGGAGUUCAUUCGCAAGCGCAUGGGGGUGCCUGUGGAGAAACCCAGUAAAUCCCCUAAGCCACCAAAGGAGAAGCAAAAGGGGAAGGAGAAGCGAGUGUGGACCUUGGGCGGCAGUAGCACCAAAGAGCUGGAUUACAGUGAGAGCAAUGGCAAUGGAGCUCAUGCUGCUGGGGACCAAGGACUGGACACUCAAGUUAACCUGGGGAUGCAGCUGAGUUCGAUGAAGGGUGAUUUGCUUGCCGUGGAUUACGAGUCAAGCGAGGAUGAUGAAGUGGAGGAAGAAGAGGAGAGGGUGGUCAUUGCUGACACUAGCAGGAAAAGCCCCAGAAAGGGUGGUUUUGGGGGGAUGUUUGGUAUGCUCAAGGGCCUGGUUGGCUCCAAGAGUCUGAGCCAGGAGGACAUGGAGCCAGUGCUGGACAAGAUGAGGGACCACCUCAUUGCUAAGAAUGUAGCAGCUGAAAUUGCUUCCCAGCUCUGUGACUCUGUAGCCAAGAAACUGGAAGGAAAAGUUAUGGGCACCUUCACCACUGUGGCCUCAACUGUGAAGGGUGCAUUGCAGGACUCCCUGGUCCAGAUCCUGCAGCCCAAGCGGCGUGUGGACAUCCUGAGAGAUGUUCUGGAAGCUCGUAGCCAGCGCAGGCCCUUUGUAAUAACCUUUUGUGGAGUCAAUGGGGUUGGCAAGUCAACUAACCUGGCCAAGAUCUCCUUCUGGCUGAUUGAGAACGGUUUCACCGUACUGAUAGCGGCCUGUGACACGUUCCGUGCAGGGGCAGUGGAACAGCUGCGUACCCACCAGCGCCGCCUUAACUCCCUGCAUCCCCCACAGGACCAUGGGGGGCGACCCGUGGUGCAGCUCUAUGAGAAGGGCUACGGGAAGGACGCAGCCGGCAUUGCCAUGGAAGCCAUUGCCUAUGCCCGUAACCAGGCCUUUGAUGUGGUGCUGGUGGACACUGCUGGACGGAUGCAAGACAACGCCCCCCUGAUGACGGCUCUGGCGAAGCUGAUAGCUGUCAACAUGCCUGAUCUGGUGCUGUUUGUGGGGGAGGCUCUUGUGGGCAAUGAAGCUGUGGACCAGUUGGUGAAAUUUAACCAGGCGUUGGCAGAUCACUCAAUGUCAGAUAAACCUCGUCUCAUUGAUGGGAUUGUUCUCACCAAGUUUGACACCAUUGAUGACAAGGUUGGCGCUGCCAUCUCAAUGACCUACAUCACAGGCCAGCCUAUUGUGUUUGUGGGAACGGGACAGACCUACAAUGACCUGCGGAGCCUCAAUGCCCGCGCUGUAGUGGGUGCUCUUAUGAAAGCCUGAAGAGAUGUGGCCUGAAUCUUGAUGUUCACCAAUGUUGUGAAAAAUCCAACCAAAUGUCUGGUCUUGCUAACCUUAUCAGGUCUCUGCUGUUCUAACCAUGAUCAUCUGACUGACACACACACACACACACUUCCUCCCUGCUCCAUCCCAGAAACUAAAUAGCGCUAAGAAAGCAUCAUCUGUAAACGGUCGGGCCUGAUUUCAAAAGUAAUUGUUUGAAACGACUGAAAAACACAGACGCUUUCAUCCAAUCAAAUAGAAAAUAACUAUUGGUCAUUCACUUGACUUCCUGUAUACAGUUUAAAUUAACCCCCUUCAUUUCAAGGCCUAAAGGGCUGCUGGAUCGGACACUUUUCAGCCACCACCCCAUUCCUGAGGAAAGCUUAGUGACCAUAGUGCCUAUCCCAUCCCUCCAAUCUCCCUGAUGCAUUGCCACUACACAGGUGGCCAUCUGUUUGCUGAAAUAUCUAAAAGCAGCAGUACACCCAGUAAUUAUCCUCUACUGUGUAUUUCACAAGCUUUCUGGAUGGACACCCCCAUACACGUUUGUGGUCAAAAGGUGAAUAUAGACUUUGGUACAAAAGAUGAUUUAUUCUAAAAAGUUCAAUGAUCUCCUCCGGUUACAGUCAGUGUGGACAACUGGAGCACUAGGAGGCCUCUAAUUUAUUUUGAUUUCUUCCCCUUUGUUAUUCUGAAAACAAAAAUACAAAUCUUACAUUUCUCCAGUCUUUAAUUUGCGGUAGUGCAAUAACAGAAUCUAGUUAUCGGGAAUUGUCAUUUAUGAGAAUGUAAACAUUUAUAAAUAAAGCUGCUAUGAUAGCCUGAAACAA